AUGAUCAAAAUUGUAGAAACAACUGAAGGAAAAGUUGUCACUGUUACUUUCAAUAGCCAGUUAUGCUUAGCAACCAUCUCCUUAGAUAAUGAAAUUAACACUAUUUUAAAUUUGGAAGCACCAAGAGCGAUCCUUAUUAAAGAAGACAUUUCUAGCAAGAUAAUAAAUAAACAUGCUGGUUUUAUGAUUGAUGAUGUACCAGUAUGUAUAUGCACUAAU
Molecule: messenger RNA, 219 nt
Organism: Racocetra fulgida
Lineage: Eukaryota; Fungi; Glomeromycota; Glomeromycetes; Diversisporales; Gigasporaceae
Source: the annotation of a GenBank genome assembly